AGGAAGAUCUGCCGAGUGAGAUUCUGUUCCCUGGAGCUGCACCGGGUUCCCUCCGAGUCUCCUUCAGCCUCCCCGCUUCGGAGCGUGAGACUGAAAGCAUCCUGACAGAGGGCCUUCCAGCCCCUAAGCAUCUUAACCAGAGAUCUAUAAGUUCUGAUCUUGAACGGGGUGCCACGGCUCGGGAAGCAUGACGACCGAGACCUUCGUGAAGGAUAUCAAGCCGGGACUCAAGAAUCUGAACCUUAUCUUCAUUGUACUGGAGACAGGCCGGGUGACCAAGACAAAGGACGGGCACGAGGUUCGGACCUGUAAAGUGGCAGACAAAACGGGCAGCAUCAACAUCUCAGUGUGGGACGAUGUGGGCAACCUAAUCCAACCUGGAGACAUUAUCCGACUCACCAAAGGGUAUGCUUCGGUGUUCAAAGGUUGUCUGACACUAUACACUGGACGUGGGGGCGAUCUGCAGAAAAUUGGAGAAUUCUGUAUGGUUUAUUCUGAAGUUCCUAAUUUCAGCGAGCCCAAUCCAGAGUAUAACACCCAGCAGGCGUCCAACAAAUCGGUCCAGAACGACAACAGCCCUACUACCCCACAAGCUACCACAGGACCCCCUGCUGCCUCUCCAGCUUCCGAGAGCCAGAACGGGAAUGGACUGAGCACCCAGCCAGGUCCUGUUGGCGGCCCCCAUCCUUCUCACACCCCCUCACAUCCCCCCAGCACCCGAAUCACUCGAAGCCAACCCAACCACACGCCUUCAGGCCCUCCUGGCCCCUCUAGCAACCCUGUCAGCAACGGCAAAGAAACUCGCAGAAGCAGCAAGAGAUAGCAAGAAAUGAGUCCCUCUCCUUCCUUCCACCACAGCCAUGACCCAGGUGUCUCUGCCAGAGAACAAGACAGUCUUCUAUUAGGCCGCCAGCUUUGGGAUUAGAGGGUGAAGUAGCUGUGUUUUACCCACUAAAUUUCCCUGGUGGGGUGGUAAGCAGCGGCCUUAUCCACCUCAAACUCGCGCCCUCCUUGUCCUGCUGAUGCUGUCUGUCCCCUGGGAUCCAGGGUCCUCUGCCUGCCCUCCUUUGGAAAAGACAGUCUGGUUUUUGUGUGGGAUAUGAGGGUCUAACUGAAAUCCCUCCUUCCUAAUAAAUGUUCCCACUCGUUCUGGA
Messenger RNA from Grammomys surdaster, 1154 nucleotides. RefSeq names its product nucleic acid binding protein 2 (gene Nabp2). Gene Ontology annotation, molecular function: DNA binding. The record is from RefSeq and is a predicted model, not a curated record. Bases 188 to 823 code for a protein of 211 amino acids. Gene Ontology annotation, cellular component: SOSS complex. The transcript has 7 exons. NCBI's taxonomy places the organism in Eukaryota, Metazoa, Chordata, Mammalia, Rodentia, Muridae. Gene Ontology annotation, biological process: mitotic cell cycle checkpoint signaling; response to ionizing radiation; double-strand break repair via homologous recombination.